AUGAGCAACAUUAACAACAUCAACAACACCAACGACUUUGUCAUUGUUAGCGAGACGUUAAAGAAGUACGAUGCUGUCUUGACUGAGUUCAACUCAAUUUUUCUUGUUGGAAGAGAAUUCUCUUCAGUCGUAGCUGUUCGAGAAGCUGCCAAGGCAUAUGGUGUCAAGCAUAACAUUGCUCUCACUACUGAAUAUGCAUCAAGCUCUCGCAUCAAAUUGAUUUGCAAGCACUCUGGCAAAUAUAGAGAUACCAGAAAAGCUGAGAAGGAGAGAAAGCGCAAAAAAGACAUGCAGAAGCAUGGCUGCCCUUGCUUCAUGUAUGCCAACACCAAGAAGGGCGGAAAGCUCACUGUGUGCUCCCAUGAGGCAGAGCAUAACCACCCCAUUGAAGAAGACCGCAGAGCAUAUGCUAUACAUCACAAGCUCUCGCCUGAGGCAAUGGCACUUGUGGUUAAGCAUCUGGAGAACAAUAACAAUGUAUCCACCAUCUUCAACAGUUUGAAGAUAAAUGGAUAUACAAACAUUGUUUGCCAUGACAUUGCUAAUAUAAAGCAACAUUUCGGAAAAUCGGAAAAAGGAAAGGAGAUGUUUGACUUUAUCACCACUCUGCAAGAUAUUGACUUCCAUGUGUUAUAUUUUUAG
Messenger RNA from Phycomyces blakesleeanus NRRL 1555(-), 642 nucleotides. RefSeq lists its product as hypothetical. The transcript has 2 exons. Bases 1 to 642 code for a protein of 213 amino acids. The record is from RefSeq and is a predicted model, not a curated record. NCBI's taxonomy places the organism in Eukaryota, Fungi, Mucoromycota, Mucoromycetes, Mucorales, Phycomycetaceae.